GGAACAGACAUGAAGUAUGGCAUUGCCACACAACAAAGAUUACGUGACACACGACACAACUUUCGUCGAAAACAUCUAAUAACGCCUGCACUCCCGCACACACCGCACAAGGGUGACGACUUAAGCAGAUGAGCAACUACGGACGGCCUGUGACCCGCUCCUACUGCGUUCACCACCCACCCAUCACACAGACGGGGAAGGCGCGUCGUCAAAAGCGGCGUCCCUGUCUCUCCUUCCCUGACCGCCCGGCUGCAGCCCCCCUGAUGACCUACGGCCACCGGCUAUCCGGCCCCUCUCCCUGUCUAUCGCCUCCCUAUUAGGAUCGCGCACUUCUCGGUCCUCCGGCGCCCCUCGCGGCCGCUGGCUGUACUGGUGUUGCUGCUGCUGCUGGCGCUGCUGUGAGUAGGAGCCGCGUAUCAUCUCUGUUGGCGGUGCGCUGUCGGUGUAGUCGCUGGCAUAGUCGGAUGAGCCAUGUCUCGGUUGCCGGGUCUGUUGGGGGUAGUUCAUGCGGCUCACGGACGUCAAGCCGCCCAUCGACGUGACGUCCGACCCACCCGGCGACACGUCUGCCACACUUGGCGGCAAGUAUUGGGACGUGGCUGUUUGGUGGAGGCUCACACCUUCGAUCAGCGGCCGGGCCUGCGUCUGGGGGCCGUAUGUUGGCUGUGUGAAGGACGAACUUGACAUCGUCGGCGACCGCGAAGCUCCCGACAUAGAAGGGUCAGAUGAUGGUGGGAUGGCUCCCUCCCUGGCCAGCCUCUUACGGGCUUCCUUCUCCUCCCUCUGUCGCUGUUUCUCGUCAAAGUAGGGCCUUACGAGCUUCUGGUAGAGUAUGGGCGAGGUCAUGAGGAAGACCAGAAACCCUGUGCCGACGAGACAUAUGAUAACGAUCGCCCACACAGGGAACUCCUGCGCUUUGGGCGGCUUGGCGUCGGGCACGCUCCGGACCGCACAUGUGAUGUCCGGCUUUUCCUGUGGACAGGAGGUCCGUCCAGGAGCACACUCCGGCACCCAGGCCCCGUCGGUGCACACAAAUGUCUGCGACGAGAUCGAUCCCUUGGUGGGAGCAUAUCCCGACGCACAACGUACUGUCCGCGAAUUCGUGUCGCUGCCCAAGACAGAGUAGUUGCCGUACUGGGCGAUGAUGGGCUCCAGGGCGAGACAGCCCCCGCCAAAUUGACACGUCAACGUCGGCGCGGGCCACACUCCGUUAUCGCACACCAGUGUCUCCGGGUCAGGCCCACCAGUUCGUUCAAAGCCUUCGAUGCAAGAGACAGUUCGACUGUUCCCGUGCCGCUCGCCAAAGCCGCUAGUCUGGUAACUGGUGGAGGUGUAGGGGUCGGAACCGCACGGCAGCCUGCAGAAGAGGAGGUACUCUCCCCUCGGCGGAAGCCACUUGCCGUUGCUGCAGGUGACGACUUGUGGGGAUGUGCCUUCGAUGGCGUCAUAGCCCGGCUGGCAGGCCACUGUGCGGGUCGAUCCAUCUGCGGUGCCUUGGCCGCUGAUGGCGUAGGGGAGACUCGCCUAACAACAUCAUGCAGGCGUAGGGAACACACAGACCGCAUGUGUUUGUGUGUGCUCACUCUCACCGAUUCAGGGAUAUCGAGGGGGACCAUUACGGGGCAGUCCUCUUUGAUGAGCGAAUUCUCGAGCCCCUCCAUGCCGAGGGUGCCCACAUAAGGCAUUGGAGGGGCCUGCAAACUGGACGCUCGCGGACUCUCGCGCUGAACAGCGCUUGUGUAGAUAGUCGCUGAGUCGACCGUUAUUGGGGCCCGGCCGUCGAUAAGAGCGGCUCUGAACGGUGUCUUGUCUGCGAGGGCCGCUUCAAUGGCCUUCCUGAGUUCGCUACUUUCAUGAAGGGCCUUCAGUUGCUGCAUGGAGAAUGCAGUUUUCAAUGUGAGUGACUGAGAAUGCCUUUCUGCCUCUCCUGCUUACAGUUUUGGCCCUCCUGGCUUGUCCGCCCACAUCGACAGCCACUUCCAGGCGAACGCUUCCAGGCCACAUGCGGACCUCCGUCACAUCCGAUGGCAGCACACCCAACAGGUCAGCCAAUGUCGCCUUCAGAAUUGCUUGCAGCUCCCUCGCCCCACUGUCACGCUCUGUCAAUGUCGAGUUCCAGCCGGGCGUGAGGCGGUCGAAGUUGAUGUUGUCGAGCUCAAAUCCAGCGCGAACCACCUGUCUUGGCAGACCUUGUGCGCAUGCGCGGUCGAGGGAGAUGCCACAUUUCUGUUCGACCCACGCAAGAGACCGGUCGAGCCUCCACUCUGGCAUGGUCAGCCGGGGGUGGACGGCAUCGAUGCGAAGGGCCUCGCGUAGCACCUCCCAGAGAGGGGAGAGACAGCAGCCCUUGUCAUCCAGCUCAACUGCAGACACAGAGACAUGACACACACUGGCCGGCAUGUGCUGGGCGUGUGUGUUCAAACCGUCGAUCGCUUUUUUGCAGUCGAAGGUUGCUUCCGUGCGGCUGCAAUUGAAGGAGGGGUGGAAUGGAGAGCACAGAGCCGUGUGCGCCCCGACGCUUGGCCCCUCCGUGAAGAGUUCCUCAAUGGAAGGGUUGCUCCCCAGAGACUGAGGGAAACAGCCAUCACGAAGAACGAGACACGCAAACGACGUGUUCGUGUCGCAGCAUGCAUAUUGUUGUUGGCACUUACCGCUGCGAGCGUCUCGAGCUUGCUGAUGUGUGUUAGCCGGUCAUCGACAUUUGGGAACAUGCUGCGGAAGAAGCAGUCAUCUCCGUCCCAGCCACACGCCUCAUUGAAGCAAGACACGUCGCACUCGCCGUCUGCCCGAACAUCAAACGGACGGACAGACAGACAGACAGAUAGACAGACAAGCAGACAAAAAGGUUGAAAGAUGAAGUGCCAUUGACCUAAAGACACGUCGCCCGUCACGACUCACCUCCGAUGUAUCCAACGGGACAUUCGCAGUUUGGGUAGCUGCUGCUCGCCACCGGGCUGUAUUCGAUGCUGUUGCGCCUCCUGCGGUAUUGGAAUAUGUACUCGCCGCAGUAUCGCCGGUUGCGGUUCUGCUGGCAGAAGAAACGGCCGUAGGAUAUCAACAGCGCACCCAUGGCGGUGUCGUAGGGGUCCUGGCGCUCCUCGCCGCGGCCAGACACAAUCUGAGGAUCGACAGCAGAUCACGUGUAUGUCUGCCUGACACACCACGAUCUGUUUGGGUACCUGUCCGAGCGUUCUUGCUACGAUUGUGAUGCACUGGCCCUUGCACGGAUCCACCGGUACGCCGCCUUCACGAGGCGCGGCAACGACGGGGUUGUACGUAGCGAUCUGCUGCACCGCCGACGCACAAUAAGCAGAUCCAGUCUCAGGGUCCUCUCUGCAGCGAAAGAGAUACGUAUUAGGACAGACACGCAUCGAGCGAAUUGCGUAAUUUGUACUUACUUGAGGCACAUAAUGUCGACUGUCUGGGCGGUGAAGCCACCGAGGUAGUCGUCCACCUUAGCCAUCAGCCGCCGUCGAGUCUCCGCUCCCACAGCGGCGAAGUCCAGCACGGGGUGCACCAGCCGAUCGACCAACCCAUCCAGAGACCUGCCGCCACCACUGAUGCUCCGUGCUGCAGUCAUGUCUCUCGCCACCCGUCUCGCCACGCCUCCCUGCGUAUGCAGAUCACCCCGGAAGUCGGCGCCCUCCAGCGGUGCGUCGAUGGACAGCAUUCGUGUGUCUGGCCGGCCGCCCGGCUGUCGCAUGGCCAGCCGGUGGAGGCUUUCGUAGUAGUCGAGGUUGGACCUGAAGCAAGAAUUUGGCUGGCAGUCGACGUCCAGCUGCUGCGACUGCUUGAGGGCAAAUCGGUCGAUGGCGAAGUUGCGCUUGUCGCUGCCUGCCUGGGCGAAGCAGUACUGGCCGCUGGGCCUAGCGCACCAGUCAUCUAUGAGGGACCUGAUGUUAACGAGACAAGACGCAUCAGCGCGGGUGCCCACCACACAAGCCUCCUUUGCUCCUGACCGUGCAAUCGUGACGUCCUCGCAUCCAGGCCCACUUGACCCGGCGAAGGACUCCACCACGGCCUCCAUCUGCCUCACACAGGGAGUGCCCCCCGAGCCCUCACAGAAAGUCCUUAUAUCCUCCUGGGUCUCGCCGUAAAGCCACGUUCCACACUCGCCCAGCAACACAUUGAAGAACUCAGGCAAGAAGGCGCAGCAGCCCUCCGCAUCCACACGGUUCGUGCACUCGGCAGGCGGCUUGACCACUGCGGGAGCUGCAAACGACGGGCCGCCUUCGGGUGGGGCGAGGGGGUCCCUCUCGCAGCGGAUGACAGAGCGGACGGGUGGUUCAAACUGGCCGUCAAGGCAGGUGACCUGAGCAGGCUGGUCGAAGGGAGGGCCAUAGGCCCGCCGUGCGUUGGAGAGGCAGUCAACCAUGCGCACGUCGCCGUGACUGUAGCCAUUCACGCUGCCGAAUGUGACGUUAAUCUAACAGAGCAGGACAGAGGCAGGAGGUCAGAGAGUGGGGUGGGUCUUCAGGCGCGUGCUCUCACUUGGUAAAGGUCUCGGUCAAUGAGCUUGAAGUCUCCCUCACUGCAGAUCCGACACGGCCGGCACUCAGGACCACCGCAGUCGAUGCCCUAAACCAAGAGACACGCACAUUAAGACAGAAGUGUCGUGUAUCUUGUGCGAUGAGGAACGCUUCUCUCUACUUGUUCCACUCCGUUUUGGAUUCCAUCGUUGCAUGAGAUACAUGCAUUUGGGCAGCUGCCGCCACAGUCCACACCGACCUCAUCCCCAUCAGCAUACCCGUCGGUGCACGUCGGAACUGCGCACACACACACACGCACACACACACACACACGAGAGAGAGAGAGAGAGAGAGAGAUACGUGCACGUGCCCGCCACUGCCAUCUUUCAUACGUAUGCACGUGAGUCGCAGCCCCGAUGAGUCAUAAAUCCCAUUUCGACACUCGAUUGGGGCCGUCUGGCACAGCUCGACCGCGCUCUUGGCGUUCUCAGUCACCUGGUAGGCGCCCUCUCUGCACUUGACGUCGAUUUUCCGCCCGUGUGGCACAGUCGUUGUGUCGGAUAUGACCUCAUAUGCCGCAGAGAGAAUCGGCAGGCCGAUGCAGCUUUGGCAGGCAGGGCAGGAGCCUCCGCAGUCGAUGUCCUGCUCGUCGCCAUUCUUGAUGCCGUCUGUGCAUGAGGGGCAUGAGGAAGCCGGACAUGGGCCGCCGCAGUCGACGCUGGUCUCGCCGCCUGCCACGAGACGAAAAGACACAGAGACACAUGAUGAGGCAUGCUCUAGUUGACCGCGACUGUAACCGUUUCUGAUGCCGUCAGUGCAUGUCGGUUCGCACAUUACGCGACACACGAUGCCACAAUCCACGCCAUCCUCACCGCCGUUCUGCACCCCAUCAGAGCUGGAGAAGACGACAUGAGUGUGCAAGCCGCGAUGCAUCUAUCUAUCCGUUAGGUGUGUCUCCCCUUACCAGGUCGGGCAGGACGCCUCACACGACCCGCCACAGUCAACACCCUCCUCGUCGCCAUUCUGAAGCCCGUCGGUGCAGCUCGGGACUGACCGACAAGCAAAUACAUAGACAGAGUGAAGAUCCACGAUCGCAUUCAUCCAUUCGUCUAUCUGUGUAGCUCCUCGCCCGCCAGCAUACAGGUGCAUAUGGUGGCGGGUUUGUCGAAUCGUCCGUUUGUGCAUGUGAUUGUUGACUCGCCGGGGCCGCAUAUCUGCAGGGCUGUCGGCUUGCACUUGAGUGUCCGCUCUGCCAUGUACCGGAAGUCGCUGCUGCCUGGCGGGGAGAUGAUGUAGGCACCCUUGUACUGCAGCAGCUGGUCUUCAUUGCACCGAGCUGCAUGCAGGAAAAAGAGAGAGCGAUGGAUGGGUUUGCGUGUUGUGUCUUCGGGUCACUGCGUCCCGCUGCCCACCUCUGCAAGUGAGGUUUGCUUGGCCGUCCCAUUCUCCGUCGUAGCACUGGAUCAGCUGCUUCACCUUGUCUGAACGUCGCGCACGUCACAUGCAAACAUGCACACAUCCAUCUUGUUCAUUCACUGACUCACUCCACUCACCCAUGGGGUCAUAUCCAUCGGCACACCGCACCUCCCUGGUGCUCAGGUGGGUCGUACCGGAGCCCAGCACAUCAUACUGUAGCGGCGCCAUAAACUCGCUGCAGCGCCCUGACAGCAACCACCACACCAGACACAACACAACAUUCACGUGUACAUGAUGGAUGGAUGUGCUGCCGCUGGCUCACUGAAGCAACCGAGAGGCACGGUCUCGCCCUGCAGCCACACGCCAUCGUUGCACACGACAGCUGACGGCUCCACCCCGGUGUAUGCCGCUGCUCCCGGCGCGCACUGUAUCGAGGCGAUGGCGCCCUGGCCGAAGCUGGUUAGGUAUGAUCGGUAAUCGUAAGACCGGCCGAACUGAUCCGUUGGCACGUUGCAGGGCGCUGCAGGCACGGAAGAGUGAGUGAGGAAGGAAGAGUGAGUGAGGAAGAGUGAUUGUCUCUGUCUGCCUGUCUGGCUGUCUGUGUGUCUGUGUGUCUGUCUGUCUGUCUGUCGAUGUGUGUGGCAGUAGCACUCACACACGAAAGCAAGGGCUCACUCACCCCUGCAGAUGAGUUGCUUGAGUGUCCACGCGCCCGACUCCCUGCAUGUGACAAUCUCCCCGUCGGUGCCAGCCUCCCUGGUGGCGUUGGGGAGGCAGCUGACGGUGAUGCUGUCACCCGUCCACUUCUGAGAACCCCGGAUAUCAUACCCAUUGCCGCCAGGAUUGUAGUCGCCGCAUGACGCUGACAGGAGACAGACAUACAGACAGACGAUGGACCCAUAUGGUCGACCUUCCUCCCUCCUGCCGUGCUUGCCUACGUUCGCAAUUGAGCUGCUGUUGGAGCACCUGAGCCUGGGUCAGGCCGUCAGACGUGGUCCAGAUGCCAUCGGUGCAGAUCGCCGUGGUGCUGUCGUAAUUGCGAGAGGCGUAACCUCUGGCACAGUCGACUGUGUAGACAGUCCCGUGCUUGCGCCCGAGCCCCCGGGCAGAGAUCUUGGAGCCCAGAGAGGGAAACUCACCGCACGGACCUGGCAUGAGUGACCAUGACCAACAUACAAGCAGACAGAUGACAAAAAACAAUGGGAAUGCUCUUGUCUCACCCUUGCACUCGAUAUUGUACUCAGUCCACCUGAGCGGGCUUCCCCUGCAUUGAGAGGCCUGCGGCUGAGCGCCGGCGGUUAAGACAGAGUCUUCCCUACACCUGAGAACCCGCUGGGUUCCCUCUGUAGUGCCGUCGCCUUCGAUCGAGUAGGCGAUGCCCAGGGAGGGGAAGGGGCCGCACGAGGGACCGCAUCGGAGGUCAAAGCCGCCCCACUUCCCUGCAACACCAGACACACAGGAAAGAGGCAGGCCGAAUCUGUUGUCCCUGUGUUGGUCCGCUUGUAUGCGCAGCGUUCGUUACCUACCGUCGUUGCAUUCGACUUCUUCAAAGUCAGCGCCGGCUGACACGCCAAAGCCCUCCGCGCACGUCACAUUGACGACGGCUCCGUGCUCCACACCUGUGCCCUCGAGCGCAAAUUGAGGGCCCAGCUGCUGAAACGGACCGCAGUCGGCUGGGAUAGAGUAACAAGGACACGUGGCGGCCAGGGAGAUGACACAUGGAUGGAAAGUCGAUCGGUCAAUCACCCGUCUCUUCCACCUUUGCAUUCGAUGGUUUUGGGUGUAAAGUUUUCGUUGUCGCACACGACGAUCUCCGUCUGGUUGGGGCCGUCCACACUGAAGUUGGGUGCACACGCGACCUCCCGCUCCGUCAGGUGCUUGACGGCCGGCCAUUCGCCGUAUUCCCUGCCUGAUAUGACGUACUGGGGACCGAGAUUGCCGUACUCAAGACAGGGAACUGCGCAGACACGCACGCACAUUUAUGUGACUGAGGGAUAGACAGCGAGAGGCGCGAAAUGCUGGAGACGUGCGUACCUCCGUAUGCCUGGAAGACGAGUGUCUCCUUCUGGACCCAGGGGUUGUAGGCAAGGUCGGUAAUGGCGCCUAGACUGACAUCGAUAUAGUAGACCUCGCCGUACGUGAAGGGCUCCCCUGGCUUCAACACGAUCUUCGCCGUCUGGUCCGAGACGAUCCACUUGCCGCGCAUGCCCUCAUCGGAAUCCGGGACAAUCGUCUGCUUCCCACCCCAGAGGUCUCCUGAGUCAUGAACAUAUACAUGCAUUCACGCCGAGCUGUCCCUGUUUGUCUCUUCCUUCACUGACCGACCUGCGAAUACAAUUUCGGCAGGCUGGUCUGGGCGUGAGUGUCCGUAAGUAACUGGUUCAUUGAACGUCAGGACCACCUCGGAGUCGAUGGGGACGUCGUAAGACGCUAUUUCAGGUGACAUGCCGAUGAGGACCGGGCCGGUCCUGUCUGGCGCCUUGCUGCACAGCACGUGGACAUCGGGCUGGUCCUCCCAUUUGUCGACGAACUUGUACCACAGGCCCGACAUCGGGAGGUCGGGGUUGGCUGCAGAGGCCAUCAGCUCAGGGCUGGUGCCCGCUAAUACCUGGUCGGGGUCCAAAUCGUUGUCAAUGAUCCACGCCGCCGCAGUUUCUGCAUGCACAACAUAUAUGUAUAUAGGUAUACACAUCGAUUUGUGGCAGUACAUCCAGUCCCGCGGACGAGACACGGGCGGCCACACCCGUCGUGUACCCACCCACCUCCUCGUUCCGGUGUCCAGUAGAGGAAGAAUUCGGCAAUAUCUCCGCCCUUCCAGACGGGGUGGCCCCUCUCGGGCUCGAUGGGCCUGUACAGCCCAUUAGGGUUCCCCCUAAGGUGGUAAAAGCCUGCCAAACGGGGAAUGAGGUGUGUAUCGGUUGUGUCUGUGCGUAUGCAGUGCAACCGACCGGUGAUGUAUAUGUAUGGACAUCCACCGUCUUUGCGGAUUGAGAAGUCGUAAUCCACUUUGCCCUGAUUCCAAUUGCCUGCAGAUCAAUGCGUGACAACCCACACACUCAUCGUCUCGCCUCCUCUCUCCUUUGGUGGGCAUUUACCUACCCUGCAAGUCGGCCACGAUGCCGGCGUCAAAGCCCACUAAGUAGUCGCCCUCGGGCAAAGACGCGGCAUUCGGCUCCGGGACGAACGUCAGUUCCAGGCCAGAUACCGUCACGCUGGUGCUACCUAAGUGAAUCACACAUAUUUCAGGCGCGCAGACACGCACACACCUAUGAAGCAAGGAUGUUGGUUGGCUGGAUUGAUGCUGUCUCUUGGCUUACUCAUCCUGACUUCCCAUUGUGCGCCUUCGACUGCGGUGUUGAUCAGGAUGAUCCUGGCAUCCGCCUUGGCCUUCGUGACCGACUCGCUGAAGAAGAACUUGAUCUCCUUGACGGGAGGCACCGCAUUCGAGCCUUUGGCGGGCUUGUACUCCUCCACGAAGGGAGGUGAGCUGUCUGCCUGUCGGCCGCAGCAGAGACAUACAGAAUCAAUUCGGGUGUGUACACGUGUACGUGUGUUCAGGCACAUACUUGGCAUGUGCCUUCGAUACAGAACUCGUUCUCCUCACACUCAUUCGACAUGAUGCACUCAGCUGCACUCAUGCACACACAGACAAACAAAGAGACCGGGAGGGACGAAUGGAAGAUAUCAUAAGACGGGGACGAAGGAUGGAUGGUACAGUGCUUCCCUGCUUUGUCUGCUUACCGACUGAGAGAAUGCCCAGGUCAGCAUCGAAGUCCUCAGGCUGGUUGCAGGGGAUCCCGUCGCCACCGUUGUCCUGACCAGCGCACCCACACAGCCGGUUGGUCGCUGCACGCCCGAAUGGUUGGCAGAAGCACGACGCAGCACCACCCCAAAGAGACACACCCAACACACACGAGCAUAGACUGAAACGAACGAGCCAAUCAGACGUGUUUGGUCACCCACGUACCUCCGGGGAUCGCGUCGGUGCCGAUGUUGAUUUUGCAGUUUUCGUCAGUGUCGACGUCGAAGGCGCACGGCAGUGCCUCGUCGUCGAUUGCGUCGGGGUCGAGAGCCACUUCGGCACCGCACUGCUGCUCUAUGGCCAAUGGCAGCACCUUGAACGCCUCUCCUAUUGCCUGAGUGAAUCAAUCAGUCACCCAACAUACAAAACAACACAACACACGCAUGUGCCAUGUGGAGUGUCAGAUGUCCACUCAUCCAUCCAUGUACUGACUCACGCUAGAUGCGAGUGCGGGCAGGCUGCAGGCGUCUUGUAUGAGGCAGAAGUAUGUCUCAGCGCCGGCCUCGACGGCCGUCUCGACGAAGCCCCCGCAGUAGGGGUUCAGGCCCGUCUGGGGGUCAUACAGGCAGUAGGCCAGCACGUUGUCGGUGCAAUGCUUGUUCGUGGUGCACUCUUGCGUAACCACGAUACCUGAUAGAUAAUCAACUCACACACACACGCGGAAGGCGAAUGAGUCCCAGCCAAAUGGGUCAUAUUGAUAGCCGCAGUCUGUAUUCUGUUUGCCCGCGCCUGGCCUGUUUGUACGAGUACCUACCGAGUGGCACAGUGAAGUCCUCAGGCCCGUCGCAUUUCCUGUUGGAGUCCCCCCGUGCGAUGCCGGGGCACCCGCACAGACGGACGCCAUCUUGGCCUCGGAUGGUGGUGUUGCGCCGGAAAGGGACACCCAGGUUGACCUGGCAGCCGUCGGGCUCAUCCGCAUCGCACGUAAACGUAUUCUUCGUGAAAAUCGACUCUGCAAACAGAGCACGCACACACAGAGAAGGCCGCCCGGCGUGAUUGACGUGCCGGUCAUCCAUCCAUUCAUUGGUUCGCUUCCCCUCUCCGCAUCUUUGUGUGUGCGUAUGUUUUGUGUAUGCAUGUGCGCACCGGAGGCUGUGAGUAUCUCGCUGCCACAGUCCGAUAGGAAGUCGACGGUCGCCAGCUUGAAAGUGUCGUCCACCCCGGCGCCCGGCAGGUCAGUCACGUCCAUCUGACAAAAGUAGCCGUCGACGCACACCUUGGUGCGGUCGAUCCCGGGCUCAAACCCAGUGCACUGCCCGUCUCGGCACACGCCAUAGCCCUCGAAGCACUCCCCGUCUACCGUGCACUCCCCACCGCCCGUUGUCUGCAACCGACGGGGCGACACCACACCGGCGCUGCUCACGAGGGGAUGCACGGCGUCGGCGUGCAGCGGGACUGUCGAGGCAGCUUUGACGGUCAGCCUGCCGAGAUUGGUAGUGAAAUCCUUGGCCUCGUCACAGUUGUUGACGCCGGCGCAUCCACAAAUUGUGGCGUCGAUGGCGUCGCCGCCCAUGACGCCCAGAUUGACACCACAAUUGAUCUCAUCGGAUGAAGCGGAUGCGAGACAUGGGAACGAGAGGACAUGUGGGGAAGAUGCUGACGGUUGGGGGCUGCUGGAGAGGGCAGCGGUGCUCUGAUUGGCGCGGUUGAGCUCUGGGCCGAUGAGGAAUCCCUCCUGUCGCUUGGGGGGAGGGGAGGGCGUCGGCAUUGCCAUUUCCACAGAGUCUGUGGACGGAAUGAUGAGCAACCUGCGGAAGGCAAAUGGAUGGAUGAGUGUUGCGCCAUGUCCUCCUUUCCUUGGUGCGCACCGCACCCGUGCCCACCCUGGAGUGUCUGAGUCGCCGCAUCGAGGCUGUGGGCCCCUCAUCGGGUCAGGAUGGAUGAUGAGCGUGACUUUAUAGUCUGGGUUGAUGCCCAUGCCUUUGAUGCCCCACAGAAAGCACAUCUCAUACGCCUUGCACACGUGCUGCGGCGGCGCCGACAGGCUGGUGGGGGCGAAGCCGUGGGCCUUCAGAGAUCCCACAGGGGCCAGAAAGUCUAUGGCCUGAUUGCAGGGGAUCCCAUCACCUGCACAGACACAGACACAGACACAUGCAUAUGUAGCAUUCACGUCGAGACAUACCUCCUAUGUCCACAUUUGGGCACCCGCACAGGUUGUAAGAGCCCAGCAGAUCCGAUCUCUCUAUCGUCACGUCACAGCUCUUCUCAUCCCUGGGCAGGCAUGCCGCCGUGGCCACGGCCGCCCUCUCGCUCGCGCCGCAGGGCUGGUCGUCAGCGCGCACCUCGAGACGGUAGCUUUCCGCAGGGUUCUUGUCAAAGUGCCCCGGGAUGCCACGCACAACGCCUCCGGGGCCUGUCCCACAUUUGUACGUGGAAUGACCCGACCCAGCAAAACCUGACACACACACACGGGCGCCGUACUCCGGUGUGCCCCUCGCCAGGCCACACGGCCCACGCAUCAAUCAGAUCUCACCCGUGCAUUUGCCGUUGAGGCAUGUGCGUCCCUUGCCGCAUUGUCGGUCCGUUUGGCAUGCACGCAGCUCAGCAAGUGCGCCCUCGUCCGGCAGCUUCCUGUGUUUGUGCGCAAGGACCUCCGAGUUGGACACAUCCUGGACCGCCACUACCUGCAUCAACUCACGCAAACCAUUGAGAUCUCAAUGCGUCUCAAUGGCUCUUUUCCUUCAUUCGCCAAUUCGCCAUUCGUACCGUGUCAUCAGGGAAUGCGCCCGCCGCGAGGAAGACAAGGACGGCCGCCACGAGUAUGAAUGCAGUCCUCAUCUUUCGUUGGUGUGCGCCAGGAACAUGUGAAGGGUUGUCGUGUGAUCCCUUUAGGUCGACGGUGGCGCGUCGGCGGGAAAGGGAGG
Vitrella brassicaformis is the source of this 12551-nucleotide messenger RNA. NCBI's taxonomy places the organism in Eukaryota, Vitrellaceae. The record is from the annotation of a GenBank genome assembly.